AAUUUGCUGCGACCCUUUCGUUUUUUUUUCUAAAAUAUAUUUCUAUCUUGUGUACUUAAAACACUAACUAAUAAAAUAUACUUAAAUUUUGAACGAACUUAUUUGUUUAAUUAAUUUAAUAUUUUCUUGAAUCAAAACUGUUUGCUCAGUUUAUUAAUUCGCUGCCGUCCUAGCAUCUCUGUUAUAUGGCGGGUUCUUCGGGUCGUUCUGAAAGUUGACCGUGUCCCGACAUGUCUUCGAACGACGUGCCCGUUCAACCGAAAAUCAUCGUACCGGUGCGCGCGUGACAGUUCGGACUCAUAUUUACACUGUAGUUGCGACAAACGACAAAAGGUAUUGAAGAAACCAUACUUCGAAUCGAACUCCCAAACCGAACGCGUCUCCUCGGCAUUCCGUUCGGCGGGAACUUCGGCUGCCGGCCACGAUGACGGAGGUCGCACAGGAAGAAGUCUUAGACGAGAAUUACGGUCCUGUUCGGAUCCAAAAGCUCGAAGGCAACGGAAUCGGAGCGGCGGACAUCAAAAAACUAGAAGAGGCCGGUUUCCACACGGUCGAGGCCGUCGCGUACGCGCCCAAGAAGCAGCUGCUGACCAUCAAGGGCAUCAGCGAGGCAAAGGCUGACAAAUUGCUCGCCGAGGCGGCCAAGUUGGUUCCUCUGGGCUUCACCACGGCCACGGAGAUUCACCAGAAACGCUCGGACAUCGUCCAGAUCACCACGGGGUCGACGGAGUUAGACAAGUUGCUCGGCGGAGGCAUCGAAACUGGUUCUAUCACCGAGGUUUUUGGGGAGUUCCGGACAGGCAAGACGCAGCUGUGUCACAUGAUGGCGGUGACGUGCCAGCUGCCAAUCGAGCACAGCGGGGGCGAGGGCAAGUGCCUGUACAUCGACACGGAGGGCACCUUCCGCCCGGAGCGCCUGCUGGCCGCUGCCGAGAAGUACGGCCUCUCGGGGCCCGACGUGCUCGACAACGUGGCCUAUGCCCGGGCCUACAACUCCGACCACCAGACCCAGUUGCUCAUUCAGGCUUCGGCCAUGAUGGCAGAGACCCGCUACGCGCUGCUGGUGGUGGACUCGGCCAUGGCGCUGUACCGCACGGACUACUCCGGCAGGGGUGAGCUGAGUGCCAGGCAGAUGCACCUGGCCCGGUUCUUGCGCAUGCUCCUGCGGCUGGCAGACGAGUUCGGCGUGGCCGUGCUCAUCACGAACCAGGUGGUGGCCCAGGUGGACGGGGCCUCCAUGUUUGCAGCCGACCCCAAGAAGCCCAUCGGCGGGAACAUCAUGGCACACGCGUCCACCACCCGCCUCUAUCUGCGCAAGGGGCGCGGGGAGACUCGUAUCUGCAAGAUUUAUGACUCACCGUGCCUGCCCGAGGCCGAGGCCAUGUUUGCCAUCACCCCUCAGGGUAUUGCGGACGUCAGGGACUAGUCUUGUCUCGGGCCAUCGCGGACGUCGGGGUCUGGUAACCCCUUGGCAUUGCGGAUGUCAGAGACUAGUCCGUUGUGCUCCAAUGUUGUGCUGAAACUGACUGUUGGGGGGAGGCUUUCGAUUGAAUGGAUUGUUCUGCAUUGACUGCCCGGUCAAAUAAAAACUGUCUAUUUGGCAUGCACUGUCGUCGACCUAGCAUGAUUACGGCAAAAUCGAGAUCUCCAUCUGUCGAGGUCUCAGGGUUGUGUCUUUUUGGAUUUGAUGAAUUGUUCUUGAAUUGGCUGUAGACUAUAAUGGAAAUGGUGGUGCUUGUAGGGCACGAGCGAGGGAAAGCGGACAAGCUGGCAUCGAUCUAGUAUGUUGGCUCGAGACUGAAGAUGGCGGCAAGCUAGAUCUCAGUCUCGUGGUCUCUGGGUAGAGGCAAGGUCUCAAUCUCUCUAUCCUUUUCUGGCGUUUUUGGUGUCAUCUGUGGUUGUUGUCAACCACAGAAAAUGCAUUUUCUCUCACAUGCUUGUUUUUCUUCUAUUUCCCGUCAUGGAAAAAGGGGCAAAAAGCUGAAGCAUACUUCCCCUGUCUGUUUUUCUUUUAUAUUUUUUAUGCUACUCCUGGGCUGAAUAUGUUACUCUUCUACAUGCCUACCUAAAUACCCUUCACUUCUGCAACCUGGUAUUUGCUUUAGGACGCGAUCGUGCCCCGCUAGACGAUGCACAAUUGUCUACAUUCAGUCUUGUAGUUCCAUAGGGCCUUGGCGAAACCUGCGGGUACAUGUACAGGCUCACAUUGUGUGUGGCAUUGCUAUCUCCUACCAUACCGAGACCACCGGAUUUCCUGUCGUCCCCUAUUUCUUUUAUCCACCGUGAUAUUUGUUCCCCACAUGCCUUCCCCAUUUCUUCCCAGUUGGUGUCUACACCCUAAGUUUGAUUUAUCUGUCUCAUCAGAAAAAAAGGUUGGUAGUAACUGAAGUUCUGAAGGUAUUAACUGAAGCUUUUAUUCAGUCAAGCGCAGUGCCACUCCAUUCAAGUUCUGCAGGUAUUAACUGAACCUUUUAUUCAAUCAAGCACAGUGCCAGUUCAUUCCUAUAAUAUUUUUGCAGGAUGUGAAUUCCUUUGGAGAUUGAUUUUCAAUGAGUAUAUAAUUGUAUGUUCAGAGAACGUGUCUGAAUAAACUUAUAUUUUUAACUCAUCAA
Messenger RNA from Ixodes scapularis (black-legged tick), 2612 nucleotides. RefSeq names its product DNA repair protein RAD51 homolog 1 (gene spn-A). Lineage: Eukaryota; Metazoa; Arthropoda; Arachnida; Ixodida; Ixodidae. The record is from RefSeq and is a predicted model, not a curated record. The transcript has 4 exons. Gene Ontology annotation, cellular component: condensed nuclear chromosome. Gene Ontology annotation, molecular function: ATP binding; ATP hydrolysis activity; double-stranded DNA binding. Gene Ontology annotation, biological process: DNA recombinase assembly; chromosome organization involved in meiotic cell cycle; reciprocal meiotic recombination. The coding region runs from base 425 to 1426 and encodes 333 amino acids.